This is a messenger RNA of Bicyclus anynana (squinting bush brown), 1441 nucleotides long. RefSeq names its product tetratricopeptide repeat protein 12. Lineage: Eukaryota; Metazoa; Arthropoda; Insecta; Lepidoptera; Nymphalidae. The record is from RefSeq and is a predicted model, not a curated record. Gene Ontology annotation, molecular function: protein binding. The transcript is spliced from 3 exons. The coding region runs from base 678 to 1415 and encodes 245 amino acids.
GAACGGGCAGACGAACAGCCGAGUCUUAGUAUUAGGGUCUCCGUUUUACCCCUUGGGUACCCGUUUUGACCUAAAAAAACACAAAUUUAUCAUCACUAAUUUUAACAUUUGUAUUCGAUACUUUUAUUUUUUUUUAUUAUGCUACUUACUUAACAAUAUUUUUUUAAAUACGACCAAAAGUCCUCCUUUUCUCUAGUGGUCUCUCGGUUCGUUAACAAUUUAGUUAUUGCUGCUCCAAAUUCUAUUUCGAAAACUAACAUGAAAGUUUGUGUGUGUGUUUGUUACUCCUUCACGUUGGAACUAUUGAACUGAUUCGAAGAGAGAUUAUAUCCUGAAUUAACGUUAACGCAUUUAAGUAACAAAAUGCUGAGAGAACACUUACCUACAAUUUUAUUGCAUUUUAAUCUUACUCGUACCAAAAAAACAAGACAAAUGUGUUAGAUAAUUGAAGAAUAAAACUUCGUUUUACACAAACAUACCAACCUCUUUCAAAAUAAUACUAUUUUCUAUUUAUAAACACUUCAACACGUCAUGUCAGCGAAGUCAACUGCUGACAACGGUAACCAUGUAAACAAUUAUGUCAAUACCGCUACCCACGCUCGCUAACGGCUCGUUACAAUAAACAAACACCGAUUUCUGUAACUAUUUUAAACAAUACACAAAAUAAACAAUAAACAAUGAGCAUAAACAGAAAAUUUUCGAACCCCGCGUUGAAGAACAAGGAACAAUACGAAUUGAACGAAGAAUGGAAUAACUUUAUGAAGAAAAUAGGCGAAGUGUCCGGAUUGGUGAGAGAUAUGGCGAGUGGUGACAAGGAAAAGGCCGAUGCUGCCAAAGUUAUAGCUGAUGAGUAUCUCAAGGGUAAAAUAAUAUUGGACGAAGACGUAAAAUUGAAGGUGAAAGAAGAUAGAACCGUGAUCAAUCAAAAAGCUUUUCGAUCACUUAAUAAGACGGACGCUGGUGAAAUGGACAAAGAUGCUUGGAUGGCAGAAGUAAGCAGAGACGCGAAUCAGCGAGCUUUGGAUCGAAAGAUUCGCAAGGAGAAGGCCGACACUCUCAACACUCAAGCAAUCAAAGCUUUCCGUCGCCAAGAAUACGACAGAGCACUGUCCUGCUACAACAGAGCCAUAGAACAUAUCAAGGACAAUGCUAUGAUGUACUGUGAUCGUGCCUUGACAAACAUCAAACUCGGAAAUUACGAUAAGGUUUUCAACGAUUGCGAAUGGGCUUUACGACUGAACGAGAAUAGCUUCAAGGCACGUCUGUAUAAAGCUAAGGCGUAUAAGGAAUUAGAGGAAUUGGAUAAGCUGGAGGAAUGUAGGAGAGAGUUGAAUGAAAAGUUUCCGCAGCACGACGACCUUAUCAAAUAUUUCCUAGAUAAAGACGAAUGUAAUGACGAGGAAGAAGAAAAUUAAAAGAAAGGAAAUUGGUAUGAUACUAA